Messenger RNA from Rasamsonia emersonii CBS 393.64, 2559 nucleotides. Its product is annotated as Palmitoyltransferase SidR. The transcript is spliced from 11 exons. Gene Ontology annotation, cellular component: Golgi membrane. The coding region runs from base 1 to 2559 and encodes 852 amino acids. NCBI's taxonomy places the organism in Eukaryota, Fungi, Ascomycota, Eurotiomycetes, Eurotiales, Trichocomaceae. Gene Ontology annotation, molecular function: palmitoyltransferase activity; protein binding. The record is from RefSeq and is a predicted model, not a curated record. Gene Ontology annotation, biological process: protein palmitoylation.
AUGACCUCCGGAACGCUCUCCUCAGACGAUACUCCUGUGAGCCCCAGUUCCCCUUCGGCGCCAACAGGGAAGGCCGCUCCAGCACCCCCGAAAGUUACGCAACCGAACGAUGGCGUCGAGCUGAAGGAUAUGCGAUCCGGCAGCGACGGAGCGAAGGCGUCGCUGCCAAUUGAGGAGGACAUAAUGCAGCUGGCUCGACUGGGUGAAAUCGGUGCGAUGCAGAAGUUGUUCGACAGCAAGAAGUACAACGCGAAGUAUAAAGAUGAGGAAGGGAUAACGCCGUUACACUGGGCUGCUAUCAACAAUCAAUAUGCCAUGUGCCGGUUCCUUUUGGAUUCCGGAGCGGACGUGAACGCGAAGGGAGGAGAGUCUGUCGCGACACCUGCUAUGUGGGCUGCCCAGCGCUGUCAUUAUUAUAUCGUCGACCUCCUUCUUCAACGAGGCGCCGACCCUCUGCUUACCGACGUUCAAGGCUACAACAUUCUGCACCUGGCCACGAUCGACGGAAACGCCUUUCUGCUCGCUCUGCUACUCCACCAGGGAAUCCCCGUCGAUGUCACCGAUCCUCAAGGUCAUACUGGUCUGAUGUGGGCGGCGUAUAAAGGCUUCCCGGCCUGUGUUGAUCUGUUUUUGCGGUGGGGUGCAAAUGUGAACGCUACGGACGAAGGUGGAUUAACACCGUUGCAUUGGGCAUUGGUGAAAGGAUCGCAUCCCUGUAUCCAGAAGAUCGUGGAGUACGGCGCAGACAGGUUCGCGAAGACAAGGGAUGGCAAGACUCCGGCAACGGUGGCUGCGGAGAUGAGAACGACGCGGAUCUGGCACCGGGCGCUGAAUGACUGCGGUUACGAUAAGGACGGGAAUCUGAAGGUCCUUCCCCUGGGUCUGACGAUGUUCGUGCACAGCAAAAGUGCCCUAUCCAAGUUCUUCUUUCUUUGGCCCUUCUUUACAGUCUUUGCGAUCAUCUGGAUCCUCAGUCACCUAGUUAUAUAUUUGUCUGUGCCGAUUGCAGCCUUGGGUGUCUAUGGAUUGCAAUGGGUAGCACAACAGGUGGCCAACAAUGGACCUGGCGAGUUCCGAGUGCUUCACAGGACGCCAUAUCUCGCAGGUGUUUUCGCUGCGAGUCUCUUCUGGGUCGGGGUCAGAUAUAUCAUGAAAAUUCUACCUGGUUAUGUGCCUAAACUCGGAAGCAGGAACCAGCAGAGAGAAGUCAUCCGUGAGCUGGUUGACGACUGGAAAUUUGAUGAGGAGCACUUUUGCAUUCAUUGCAUGGUCCGGAAACCGUUGCGGAGCAAACAUUGCAGACGCUGUGGGCGAUGUGUCGCGAAACACGAUCACCACUGUCCAUGGAUUGACAAUUGCGUCGGGGUGAACAAUCUCCGUCAUUUUGUACAGUAUAUCGUCAGUCUGGAGAUUGGCAUUCUGUUGUUCAUACAAUUGACCAUCUCCUAUAUCGAGCUGUUACCGGACCCGGCAGAGCUUCAAUGCAACAUCAUCAAUGACGUUCUGUGUAGCAUCGUUUCUCGGGAUACCUUUACCCUUGUGCUCACGAUAUGGACGAGUCUUCAGCUGAUCUGGGUCACGAUGCUCUGUGCCGUGCAGUUGGUCCAGAUCUCACGCAACCAAACGACUUAUGAGAACAUGAGAGGCCAUUCUAUUGAGCAUGCCCAUCCACACUCGCAGGCCAUCACCUCGGCGCUGGCAGCUGGGACUACGUCUCUUGACGCGGCUGGCCUCACAUCGGCCGGACAUGGCCCUAAUCCGGCAGCGACCCCGGCGGCGCAUCCUCAUCGAAGCCACGGCUGCUUCGAACAGUGGAAGAAGCUCUUGGGACUUGAUACAUUUUUUGCGACUGCGCAAGGCCGCUCGGCAAGGCAAAAGAACCCGUUUUCCCGUGGGAUUAUCACGAAUUGCCGCGAUUUUUGGUGCGAUCCGGCGCCGAUUUUCAGGAAAAGGGAGCCCGGUUCGGCGAUGUUGGAUGGCGAGAUUGUGAACUACUAUCGCAUGUACGAGCCUCCGUUGAGGAUGCAUAGCGGUGAAAACGGGACUGCGUAUAUGAGUCUUGCUGGCGACGAUCCAGAGCGGGGACUAGCUAGUGAUGAGCAUUCAAGAAAGGUGAUGAGUGAGUGGUUCUGGAAUAUUGGUCCGUGGUUGACAAGGACAUACUCCUGCUUACAUAUGUUUUAUUCAGGAGAACAUACAGAUGCUAUGUACGCACAGCACAUUGCUUCAGUGAUACCUGUAUGGAAGACGGUGUGCGGGCAGGUAGACAGACAGAUGUCUAGUCUCACACUCUCACCUCGUGCCGAGUCGUCUGACUCGUCUCGUCUCGUCCGUUUUGUUUCCUCGGGUUCGGACUUCCUUCCAAGGGCCCAUCAUCCAAGACAUGGUCCACCUCGGACAGACGGCGAGACUAGCGAGUCAGGAGCGAAUUCAUGGAACGGCAUGGCGUGGCUUGCUUGGCUUCUUUUAUUAUGGUUAUGGUACGAGACGGAAUUGCAGAAGCCGGUCUGGUCUCGAGUCGAGGUGGCUGUCGAGUUCAACUGCUCUCAGCUUAGAUAG